ACAGAAAAAGGCCUUGCUUAUACUCCUAAUUGGAAGGAAGAUAUCUGUUGUUCAAAAGGUAACUCUAGGAACACAAGUGACUAUGAAAGCCCAGAUAGUAAAGAGGAUGAAAACUAUUUAUUAAAAAUAGAAUAUGAAGAAUUGUAUAGUUAUCCAACUUACCAAGAAACAAAUAAUAUAAAUAUUAUAAAAACAAAAUCCACAAAUAAAAAAGUCAGUGCUACAAAAUUAAUGGAUAAGCAAGAUAUAAAUUUAAAUAAUCAAAAAACUGUAAACUACUUAUCUGGAAUUAAUAUCGAUUGUAUAGAAGUUAAGCUUAAUAAAGAAAUCUCAAAACCCACCAGCAAUAAAGGAUCA
Molecule: messenger RNA, 357 nt
Organism: Racocetra persica
Lineage: Eukaryota; Fungi; Glomeromycota; Glomeromycetes; Diversisporales; Gigasporaceae
Source: the annotation of a GenBank genome assembly